Messenger RNA from Linum trigynum, 1653 nucleotides. The record is from the annotation of a GenBank genome assembly. NCBI's taxonomy places the organism in Eukaryota, Viridiplantae, Streptophyta, Magnoliopsida, Malpighiales, Linaceae.
AUGAGAGAACAACAACUUGAGAAGCUGCGGGGACUGGUGCGCGACUGCCUCAGCAAGCACUUGUACUCUUCCGCCAUCUUCUUUGCUGACAAGGUCGCUGCUUUGACUAAUGAUCCUGCCGACAUCUACAUGCAAGCCCAAGCCCUCUUCCUUGGCCGCCAUUUCCGCCGCGCUUUCCAUCUUCUCAACGCCUCCAAAAUCGUCCUCCGUGACCUCCGAUUCCGCUACCUCGCUGCCAAAUGUCUCGAGGAGCUGAAAGAGUGGGAUCAAUGUCUAUUGAUGCUUGGAGGUGCUAAGGUUGAUGAAGAUGGGAAUGUGUAUGACAUGAAGGAUCCGUCUGCCAUGUACUUGGAUAAAGAUGGGGAAGACCGUGAGAUUAAUAUAUCUUCAGCAAUAUGUUUUCUAAGAGGGAAGGCAUAUAAUGCCUUGGAAAAUCAUGCCCAGGCUCGGCUAUGGUACAAAGCAGCUGUGAAGGCUGAUCCUCUGUGCUAUGAGGCUCUUGAAUGUCUUUGUCAAAAUCACAUGCUGACUUGUGAAGAAGAAACAAGUCUUUUUUCAUCACUGGAAUUUGGUCCUGAAGAUGGGUGGCUUUCUUCGUUCUACUCUUGCUUGGGGAAAAAGUGCAACAAAGAAAGCAUUGUAGAAGACAAAUUCCAAGAACUUGAAAAAGAAUGCUGCAACAAUAAUCCUUCCAGUCCAUAUUUUAUGCGCACACUGAAAAAUGAUUCUGAUCUUUUGGCCUGCAAAGCUGAAUAUUAUCAUCAAUCUGGUGAAUUCCAGAAAUGCUUUGAACUAACAUCGUCAUUGCUUGAGAAAGACCCAUUCCAUUAUAAAAGCACCUUGGUCCAUUUGGCUGCUGCUGUGGAGCUUGGAAACUCAAACGAGCUUUAUGUCAUGUCAUGCAAUUUGGUGAAGGAUGACCCUCAAAGGGCUCUUUCAUGGUUUGCUGUUGGUUGCUACUACUAUUGUAUCAAGAAGUAUGAACAGUCGCGUAGGUAUUUCAGCAAAGCAACUAGCCUGGAUGGAAUCUUUGCACCUGCUUGGAUAGGCUACGGGAAUGCUUAUGCUGCUAAAAAUGAGGGAGAUCAUGCAAUGUCAGCUUACCGUACAGCAGCCCGUUUAUUUCCAGGGUGUCAUCUACCAACACUGUACAUUGGGAUGGAGUACAUGCGGACUCACAGCUAUAAGCUUGCUGAGCAGUUUCUAUUGCAGGCAAAGGAAAUAUGCCCUUCUGAUCCUUUAGUAUAUAAUGAACUUGGAGUUGUCGCUUAUAGCAUGAAGGAGUAUAACAAAGCUGUGUUUUGGUUUGAGAAGACUUUGACUCAUAUUCCAGCUUUGAGUCAACAGUGGGAGCCUACUGUUGUGAAUCUUGCCCACGCCUACAGAAAGCUCAAGAUGUACCCAGAUGCAACUUCAUAUUAUGAGAGAGCUCUUGCGUUAUCAACCACAAGUUUAAGUACUUAUUCAGGACUUGCAUACACCUACCAUCUCCAGGAUAAUUUCACAGCUGCAAUUACAUAUUAUCACAAGGCACUGUCGCUGAAACCAGACGAUCAAUUCUGUGCAGAAAUGUUGAGCUCGGCACUCGAGGAUGAAGCUCAUUAUGAUAUAGACCCCAAGUUCCGGUCCCGCCUGAAUGAGGUUUUUGUGUAA